AUGGCAAACAUCAACUGGCGAACGAUCAAUAUCGACGCCCUCGACCCCGAAUCCGCGACCAACUUCGACCUCUCCACGCUGACGCCUGCUGUCCAACCUGUCUCGACUAGCGAUGUUCAGACGCUAUCCGGCCAGAUACGACAAUUAUUACGAGGAGGAGACAGCGAGGGAGCCUUGAAAGGAGCGUUGGAGAAUGCGCCGUAUGGAGCCGACGAGCAAGGGAAGGCCAUACACCUCACAACAGUCACCGAAAUCCUCCAGAACAUACGGCAAGCCGAGAUGACGCCCAUGUUACAACGAAUGUACCAGUCGGACGGCGGCUCGGAGAUGUGCGACACGCUCAUGAAAUAUCUCUAUAAGGGCAUGGCGCAAGGUGCACCGUCAGGAUCAGAGUCGCGGACAAACGCGGCAGGUGGUAGGAACAUUACGCCGCAAGCGACUGGCUUUACCCAGGCGGGAGGCAGGAAUUUUGGUGGUGGGGAAGGAGGUGGACAAGCGAUGAGUGUGUUGCUGAGUUGGCAUGAGAAGGAAUCAGCUCCUCUACGAGAUCAAGCCAACUUUUUCUCCGAUGUUGCGCAGUCUUCUGCGUUUGCCAAACCACGACGGCGGUCAUCCUCUGCCAUACCAGCCAGGGCAGCAGUACUCAACACCGCGGAACUUCUCGAGAACAUCCUGGUCCACCUGCCAAUGCUGGACAUCCUGACAUCCCGAAGAGUCUCAACCAUCUUUCGAGACGUAGUCAACGACUCCAUCGCUCUGCAGCGCAAACUCUUCUUCAUGGCAGAUGCGCCUCCCCAGCUCUGGGGAAUAGGUCUGGAGACCAUCCCAUGUGUCAUGCAACAGUACGAUCCGGACGUCUACAGAUCGUUGGUCUCAAAAUCAGAUCGAUGCGCGCAGGAUAGCGGAUCAGACCUGGAGUCUCUAGUCACGACUCCUGUCAGAUUAAACCCUCUCCUGGAACUUCGCAAGGAGACAUCGAGGCCAAUCCGUCUUCCGCCUAGAGCUUCGGAUCAUUACACACUCUGUAAGCUGCGAAGAGACCUGCCUGAUCCACUGCGUCAGCCCUCCUGGCGGAAGAUGUAUCUGAGCGAUCCGCCGUGCGAUGUGAUUCAGGCGUGUGUGGCUUUCGAGUGCGAGGAGAGUAAGAAAGGUGGAUGGCCUCAAUAUUCCGUUGAGGAAAUGUUGAAGGAAGAUGUGCGUUUUUGCGAAAUUGAGAAGAAGAAUGGAGAAGAAGUUGACACGAAAAUGGACUUGAAGAAAUACGGUUGGACCUUUGGUGCCUUGGUCGACACAACACUAAGUGAUGGGAAGAUGAUAGGCAGGGACGGGAAGAAAUGGGGUGGAGUAGACCAGGGAAUUGAAGAGUAUGUGCGAAGUUGGGAGCUCGCUGGUGGUGGCGCAGCGUACGUUGAGCGGAAGUGUUCUGACCUUCAGCUGUGCAACGUCUCGGUGCCGACUGAGGAUGAGUGGCGGAUGAUGGAGGAGGGUGGAGGCGGCUCUUCACAAUAG
Messenger RNA from Saxophila tyrrhenica, 1509 nucleotides. RefSeq lists its product as uncharacterized. Bases 1 to 1509 code for a protein of 502 amino acids. Gene Ontology annotation, biological process: Arp2/3 complex-mediated actin nucleation; regulation of actin filament polymerization. Gene Ontology annotation, cellular component: Arp2/3 protein complex; actin cytoskeleton; cytoplasm. The record is from RefSeq and is a predicted model, not a curated record. Gene Ontology annotation, molecular function: actin filament binding. Lineage: Eukaryota; Fungi; Ascomycota; Dothideomycetes; Mycosphaerellales; Extremaceae. The transcript has 3 exons.